AUGUGCUAUCGGGCGCAUCCGACAAAUUCUACAAUCGAGUGCGACCGGGAGCCAGCUUCCACGGAAGGAAAGCUGCUGAAGAAGCUGCUGUGUGGGAGAUACGAUAAAUCACAACGACCAGUAAAGAAUGACACCACUGUGAUGGACAUUCAAUCGUCCAUGUUUGUUCGAAACUACGACCUGGUACGCGACGUGCUCCAAUCUCUGAGCUUGUACGUUUGGAUGACGCUAACGUGGAAGGACGAAUGGUUAACCUGGGAUCGUUCGGAGUUCGAUAUGGAAAAGGUGAUGAUCGAUUCCGACGAACUGUGGCAGCCCACACUCAUCUCGUACACCGACAAACAAGACGGAAGUAUGAAAUCGGCCUGCACCGACCAUAUGUGUGAAGUAAAAUACAAUGGAGAGGUCAAUUGUAUCCCUCCUUGUAAAUACGGGGCUAUUUGUAAGAACGAUAUUGCGAACUGGCCGUUUGACAUACAGAACUGCUCCUUGAUUAUUGGCACACAGCUGGAGAAAUCGACUGCUAUUCGCUUUAACAAUCCACCGAAAAUGUCAACUUCCUUUGAGAUGGAUCACCCCGAAUGGAAGUUACUUUCGAGUAAUAUUAGCACCGGUGAUUUGUCCGAAAACUCCAACAUAAGGGAAGCAGAGUACAUUUUUGUUCUGGAGCGUCACGUAGCUAUAUAUAGCGCUAUUCUUACACCGGGAGUUUUCGCAUUAAAGUGCGAUGGCGAACCUUCCACCAAAGAGGGAAUACUGCAGAAGAAACUAUUCUGUUCUAAUUAUGACAAAUCCGAACGCCCAGUGAAGGAUCACAACACUGCAGUCAACAUCUCGGCAACCUUGCAUUUGCAAAACUACGACGUGAGCGAAAGGAAAUCCACCUUGAACCUGUUCGUUUGGAUGACCUUCAUUUGGAGGGACGAAUUCCUGUCAUGGGACCGGGCGGAGUACGGAAUAGACAAACUGAUUGUGGAUGCAACCGAAUUGUGGCAACCAACUUUCAUAGCGUUUCAUAAUCUCAAAAGUGGCAGCGGGGAUACGGCAUGUUCCGGCCAUCGCUGUGAGGUAAACCAAACUGGACACGUACUCUGUGUGCCUCCCUGCCAGUACGAAGCACUCUGCAUAAGUGAUACGAUGAAUUGGCCGUUUGAUAAGCUGAAAUGCACCAUGUUUCUGGGUGUUUGGCUAGAACACGUGGGACAAAUUAACAUUAGCAAAACAUCAAAUGUGUCACCCACUUACAUUAACUUGCAGCACGCCGAAUGGAAAAUACAAUCUGCGAUCACACUGUACAUUUUUUUGCCAGACAACACCAGCUAUCCAUCAUUAGAAUUUGUGUUCACCCUAGAGCGCCACACAGCGAUCUAUGGAGUGAUAUUGGCACCAGGGUUAUUACUGCUUAUAAUCAAUUUUGUCGUCCUGUGGAUGAACAGCCGCAGCAACGAAAGAUUGUACAUUCUGUGUGCGACCUGUAUGGCGCAUUUUAGCUACAUGGAGUACCUGUACUGGAGAGUGCCAUACAAUGGCGAGUCUGUCCCAACAACACUUCUCUUUUUCCGGAACUCACUGAUCAUCAAUGCGUUUAUGUUGGCUUUCACCAUCGUUCUUCGGCAUGCGGAAACAAAACCAAUCAAUUCCGAACGCUGGGUGGAUAAGCUGGCUCUCCGAUGUGCUUCAACAAGCUUUGGACGUGUAUUUCUUCAGGCCGAUGAUUUUAAUGUAGCUAAAGAGCAAGAGGUAACCUCUGACGAUGGUACGGGUAAUGCAGACGACAAUCGGUCGUCUAAUGCUGACGGGGAUACAGUUAAUUUGGUGGUUGAUACAUCAGAUAACACCGACCCCGCGACCCCAACUGAGCAUAUUGUUCGCCAGCAUCACGUCGUAAUAACGUUCAUGGAUAGGAUGCUGUUUGUUGGUUGUGUGCUAAGUUACCCCACUAUGCUCUACAUUCUAAUGCCGAAUGCUAAUAUAAUGUAG
Anopheles nili is the source of this 1980-nucleotide messenger RNA. RefSeq names its product neuronal acetylcholine receptor subunit beta-3-like. The record is from RefSeq and is a predicted model, not a curated record. NCBI's taxonomy places the organism in Eukaryota, Metazoa, Arthropoda, Insecta, Diptera, Culicidae. Gene Ontology annotation, cellular component: membrane; synapse; neuron projection. Gene Ontology annotation, molecular function: transmembrane signaling receptor activity; extracellular ligand-gated monoatomic ion channel activity; neurotransmitter receptor activity. The coding region runs from base 1 to 1980 and encodes 659 amino acids. The transcript is spliced from 9 exons. Gene Ontology annotation, biological process: monoatomic ion transmembrane transport; signal transduction; regulation of membrane potential.